AUGAAGGCCUCUUCAAUCCUGGCACUUCUCAGCCUUGGGCUCCCUGUCCUAGCUGCGAGUAUCCCCCAGUAUCUUGAAGACCCUCAAAACUUCUACGUUAGCGGCGUCGUUAAGGAGGCCGGCACAGAUGAUGAGUUUAUUCCGUCAAGACCCGCUGCGAGCAACGACGUCACCUUCUCUUGGUGCAGUGAUUACAACCAGAACGCCACUUGUUCUCAGAUGAAGCUCAAGCACAGCUGGUGUUAUGACCUGGGUGCUUUGGACCCUAAAAUUACGAAACAGUUGGAGGGCGUUGGCGCAUCUAAUGGUAGAUGCAUGAUGUUUCGAAACAAUGAAUGCAAGGGCGAACACACGGCCAUGUUUGUUGGCGAACAUCUGUGGACAAGGUUUCUGUGCCCCAUGAGCCACGUGAAAUGGCACAAACAGGCAGCGUCAGUUCGCUGCUGUGCUGGUAACCCAGCGGAUCCGUGGUGCGAUAAGAAGAUCAGGAGCCCGGAAGGAUGUGUCGCGCCACCUUAA
This is a messenger RNA of Trichoderma harzianum CBS 226.95, 519 nucleotides long. RefSeq lists its product as hypothetical. The transcript has 3 exons. NCBI's taxonomy places the organism in Eukaryota, Fungi, Ascomycota, Sordariomycetes, Hypocreales, Hypocreaceae. Bases 1 to 519 code for a protein of 172 amino acids. The record is from RefSeq and is a predicted model, not a curated record.